This is a messenger RNA of Phycomyces blakesleeanus NRRL 1555(-), 402 nucleotides long. RefSeq lists its product as hypothetical. Bases 1 to 402 code for a protein of 133 amino acids. The record is from RefSeq and is a predicted model, not a curated record. NCBI's taxonomy places the organism in Eukaryota, Fungi, Mucoromycota, Mucoromycetes, Mucorales, Phycomycetaceae. The transcript has 3 exons. Gene Ontology annotation, molecular function: nucleic acid binding.
AUGUCAGGAUCCAGAAUACCAUCUGCUGAUAACCAGAACAAAAAGACUGUCAAGAGAUCUGGGCACCCACAGCUCACCAGGAUUACACUGAAGAGGUCGACUCCAAUAGAAGAGAAGAGAAACGAUGAAGAGACUUGUCACAAAAGAAAGGAUUUUAUAUUAAGCCUUCAACCUGAGGGGAUUUUGUACAAUCAUAAUUGUAUUUUUAUCGAUGAGGCAGGGUUUAAUAUCAAUAUGAUUAAAGGUCACACUCGAUCAAAAGCUGGCGCACCAGCCUUUGUUAAAACUAAAAUCAAGAGAGCAACAAACGUGACGAUUCUAUUUGCUCUUUCAGCAGAAGGCGUUGAAUCAUGUCAUGCAAAGAUUGUGAAAGGUGGCACUACAGUCUCAAUGAAGUAUUAA